Molecule: messenger RNA, 4434 nt
Organism: Pyrgilauda ruficollis (rufous-necked snowfinch)
Lineage: Eukaryota; Metazoa; Chordata; Aves; Passeriformes; Passeridae
Gene: TRIOBP
Product: TRIO and F-actin binding protein
Exons: 17
Coding region: 117-3623 (1168 amino acids)
Biological process (GO): positive regulation of substrate adhesion-dependent cell spreading; actin filament organization
Cellular component (GO): actin cytoskeleton
Molecular function (GO): actin filament binding
Source: RefSeq, a predicted model, not a curated record
AUUCUGGUCCCAGGAAGUGUUCAACACAUCCAUGGGCACCGUGUGAGAGUCCAUCUGUAUGUGUGCUGUCUGCGAACCGUGGGCGUCUCGGGUGCUCUCUAUCUGCAUGGUUUGGCAUGUCCUCGGCUCGAAGUGUUCCAGUGCUCCCACCCUGCCUCGAGGGAGUCUGGGUUUUAUCUCUGCCCUCCUGGACCAUUUCUAGCUCUCCUCCGAAGACCUGCUUUGCCGUGGACGUGGUGGCAUCCCGCGUCGCUCGCGCCUCCCCCAGUAACGGCCUUCUCCCCGUCCCAGAGCGCCGUCCUGCCAGCCAGAAGCCCGAGGAGAGCUGGCCAAAGCACCGAAAAACAGACCCUCCCUGGGCAUCCACCCUGCCGCGCGCCCCGGCCGGCUCCCCGCCGGCCCGCAGCAACCUGCUGGGUGGCAGCGGGUCCCUCUCUGGCCCACGGCUCCGGGAGUUCCAUGGGCACGGUGGGGGAGCAGAGGCACGGCACGGGCUGGAGAGGCAGGAGUACACGGUGCUGGCAGACCUGCCCAAGCCCAAGCGCCUCGGGCAGCGGGACGCUGCUGACCGCUGUGGUUCCCGGACACUCAGCCCUGGCCGAGUGGAGGUGGAGAGGAUAUUUGGAUGUGAACGCAGGAAAUCAGAGACACUGGAGGCCUUCCAGGCUCUGGAGGAGGGCCGUGUGGAGCGGCUCGAUGGCAAGACGCCGGUGCCACCCAGCAAAGGCCACCUAACUCGGAGGCGGUCCAGCCCCAACCUGCCCAGGGAGGCUCAGCGACUCUCCUGGCAGCUCGAGCAGCGCAGCAGAGACCCCAAGGAGCCCCGGCGUUCCCCCAGCCCAGCUCGGCACCCCGAGAAGGCCAUCAGGACCAGGGGGGACUCCCCACGCCCUGCCAGCCCUAGCUGGCUGCUGGAGAGAGGCAGCCGGAGCCCACGCUCCGCAAGCCCAUCCCGCAGGCCGGAGAGGAGAGCAGGGGAGCCCGUGAACCCUCCCUGUCGCACUGAGAGAAGCUGGAGAAGCCGAGGGGAGCCUGCCCGCCCCCCAAACUCUGACAGGGGCCGAGCCACCUGGCAAGCAGGGGGUAUACGGCAAGCACUGGAGAAGAAGAGCCGAGGGGACUCCCUGCACCCCACAGGUGCUGGGAAGGGCUCAGAUAACGUCAGGCUGAGCCGGGCAGGGCCACCACCACCACGGGCCCUCAGUCCUGGGAGGCGUACAGAGAGCACGAGGAAAAGCCAAAAGGAGAUCUCCCCUCCCAGCUUGGUGCGGGGGGCAGAGAGGCAACGAGUGAAGCCGGGGGAGCCGCCGCACCUAGCAGGGCCCAGGAAGCCAUCGGAAUGCAGCUGGCAGAGCCUCCGGGAAAAGCUGACCUCCUCCCAGCCCACAAAGGGCACCAACAGUGACUGGAAAGGCCAGGGCAAGCCCCUGCGCCCCACAAGCCCAACACGACCACUGGAGCAGGACUGGAGGGGCCGGGGGGAUGCCCACCAAGCACAGGCGUGGGAGAAGGACUGGAAGCGCCAAGAGAUGCCCGUGUGCCAUGCAGAUGUGAUGCGCCAGCUGGAAAGGGACUGGAAAAAUCCUGCUAGAUGUCUGGAUGUGGGACUACGGCCGGAUGACAGCUGGAAAAGGCCUGAGAGUCCAGUACAGCAUCUGGAGGAGGACUGGAAGGGUCCCGAGCACGCACGAGAUACACACAGCCCUGAGAAGCCAUUGGAAACUGACUCGGGGAAGAAGAGUCUUCUCAUUUACCAUCCCCAGCUGGGUGGAAGCACCUUCCCAUCACAAAGCAGCACUGGCUCCUCAGGAAGCCCGCAGCCACAUUUGAAUGCCAGUAAGAAGUGCAACAAGCCGGAUCUUCUCAAUUUCAAGAAGGGAUGGAUGUCCAUCCUGGACGAGCCUGGAGAGUGGAAGAAACAUUGGUUCGUGCUGACCGACUCGAGCCUGAGGUAUUACCGGGACUCGAACGCAGAGGAGGCUGAUGACCUUGACGGAGAAAUCGACCUCCGUUCCUGCACGGAUGUGACGGAGUUCGCGGUGCAGCGCAACUACGGCUUCCAGAUACACACAAAGGAUGCCGUCUUCACCCUGUCAGCGAUGACCUCUGGCAUCCGGCGCAACUGGAUCGAGGCCCUGAGGAAGAAUGUGCGCCCAGUCAGUGCUCCAGACGUCACCAAACUCCCUGACUGUGACAAGGAGAACUUCCGUAACUGUGUUCCCCAGAAAGGCUCACUCCGGACGGAGGAGCAGCAGCGGCCGGGCUCAGGCUCCGAGGGGAGCUCGAAGGGCAGUCACUGGAAGGCGGAGGGGCAGCGACAUGCCUUUGACUAUGUGGAGCUGUCUCCCUUGCCACAAGACCCUGGAAAUCAGGGCUCCCUGCAGAGGACGAAAGGGAGCUUGAAGGUCUCCGACCGAACUCCCAGGUAUGAGGAGCUGGAGCGGGAUCUGGCCAUGCGUUCAGAGGAGAGGCGGAAGUGGUUCGAGACCCCCGAUGGCAGGGUCCCCAACAGCGAUGGCCCAGCAGGGGACCCUUCCCGCAAGGCCGGGGAGCAGGACCUCCCCACUCCUCCACUUUCGGAGGACCAGCGGAUCCGUCUGAACGAGGAGAUAGAGAAGAAGUGGCUGGAGCUGGAGCGCCUGCCCUUGAAGGACUUGCGGCGGGUGCCCUUGACAACACUGCUGAACCAGAGCAAGGGGGGCCAGGGAGACACCAAUGAGGCGCUGAAAAAGGAGAUCCAGUCACUGCGGGCACAGCUGGAGUCCUGCCGGGCCAGAAACGAGAGCCUUCGGGAGGCAGCAAAAUCCCAGGGGGACAGCCAUGUGCCCCGAGGGUACAUCUCACAGGAGGCCUGUGAGCGCAGCCUGGCUGAGAUGGAGUCAUCCCACCAGCAAGUGAUGGAGGAGCUGCAGAGGCACCACCAGCGGGAGCUGGAGCGGCUGCGGCAGGAGAAGGAGCGGCUCCUGGCAGAGGAGGCAGCGGCUACGGCAGCAGCCAUUGAGGCACUGAAGAAAGCCCACCGAGAGGAAAUGAAUAAGGAGCUGGGCAGGACACGGAGCUUCCAGCAAUGCAGCUCGCUCCCAGAAGCCCUCCAGAAGCAGCACCAGUUGGAUGUGGAGUCGCUGAAGCGGGAACUGCAGGUGCUUUCUGAGCAGUAUUCCCAAAAGUGCCUGGAAAUCGGGGAGCUCACCCAGAAGGCAGAAGAGCGGGAGCAGAUACUGGAGCGCUGUCAGCAGGAGGGGAAGGACCUUCUCCAGAAAAAUCAGGAGCUGCAGACCCGCCUCUCGGACGAGAUCGGGAAGCUGCGAAGCUUUAUUUCAUCACGGGGCUCUGGGGACCGCGCUGCGCACAACAACGAGCGGAGUUCCUGCGAGCUGGAGGUGCUGCUGCGGGUGAAGGAGAAUGAGCUCCAGUACGUAAAGAAGGAGGUGCAGUGCCUCCGGGAGGAGCUGCAGAUGAUGCAAAAGGACAAGAGAUUUGCCUCAGGGAAAUACCAAGACGUCUAUGCAGAGCUGAAUCACAUUAAGGUGCGCUCGGAGCGAGAGAUCGAGCAGCUGAAGGAGCACCUGCGCCUGGCCAUGGCGGCUCUGCAGGAGAAGGAGUCGCUGUGCAACAGCAAGUAACGGUCUGCUCUACAUUUGUUAUCUGUUCUUGUUUUGUAUUUGCUCCAUUCCUCACUCGUGGGGAGAGGGAGGUUGAAUCCCUAUCCGUUGCCACCUUGGCAAGGAGUCCCACACACCCCCAACCUCCUCACUCCCCUCCCAAAGCUUUUUUGAUGAACCCUUUUUGCCUGCAUACCUGAGCACAUUGUUUGGACUGGCUCCUUACAUGCACCUUCCUCAGGAUUUUAUAUGUGAAAAUUAUAUUUUAUAGAGGAAUUUUUUUUCCCCAUGGAAAGGAGUUGAAGAGGAGGAGGAAAAUUUUACUACAUCACCAGCAUUUCUCUAAGCUGAAAAAGAGAACCUGGUUUUUCCCCCUUUCCUAGCCCCAUUUCUCCUGGCCACACACAGCCACCUUUGGCACAUAUUCCCUCUCUUCCAAAUGUCUCCACGGUCCCCCUGGGAUGUACGGCAAGGACCAUGCUCCCCCUCCCCGUGCCACCCCCAGGGGCCUGCGGAGAAGACGCGCAAGCCAUAGGAGGGAGCCGCCGGGGCUGUCUGCCAUGGCUGUGCUUGCCUGAGACGGUUGAAAGAGGACACCUUGGCAAGAGUCCACAUGACCGAGCUCUCUCUCCGUGGCUGCCCUUUUGGCUCCUGCAAGAACCUGCAUUGGCAGGAGCCCAGAGCCACGGGGCUUCUCCUUUCAGGGGAAGAGGAGCUGUGAGGCUGCUACUGCAUCCACCCGAGCCAACCUCCCCAAGGUGACAGCUGCUGCUGCUCCGCUGUGCCCUUCCACUUUUAACUUAAUAAAAUCUUCCCCUUUCGCUGAGAAAAA